Molecule: messenger RNA, 2721 nt
Organism: Fraxinus pennsylvanica
Lineage: Eukaryota; Viridiplantae; Streptophyta; Magnoliopsida; Lamiales; Oleaceae
Source: the annotation of a GenBank genome assembly
AUGUGCUUGCCAGUAGAAAGUCAGGCCCUACUUGAAUUUAAAAAGCAGCUUAAUGAUCCUUUGAAUUACUUAGAUUCAUGGAAAGAUUCAGAUUCUCCUUGCCAAUUUAAUGGCAUUACAUGUGAUGGAAAAACUGGAUUAGUCACUCAUAUUUCACUUAAUAACAAGUCUCUUUCUGGUGUAAUAUCCCCAUCACUUUCUGUACUUCAAAACCUCACUUCUUUAGUUCUACCUUCAAACCAUAUAUCGGGAAUUCUUCCGAAGGAACUGAGCAAAUGCACCAAUCUCAAGGUUUUGAAUGUAUCUGUUAACAAUAUGAAUGGCAGCCUUCCUGAUUUGUCCAAUUUGAUCAACUUGGAGAUUUUUGAUCUCUCGGAUAACUAUUUCUCCGGUGAAUUCCCAGCUUGGGUUGGAAAUUUGACUCGUUUGGUUUCAUUAGGCCUUGGGGACAAUGACUACGUCGAGGGAGAAAUUCCAGAUAGCCUAGGUAAUUUGAAAAGCUUGUACUGGCUUUACCUGGCUGGAUCAAACUUGCGGGGGGAAAUCCCGGAAUCUAUUUUUGAACUGGAGGCAUUGGGGACAUUGGAUAUUUGCAUGAAUAAGAUUACUGGAAACAUCCCAAAGUCCAUUGGCAAGCUAAAAAAAUUGUGGAAAAUUGAGCUUUAUCAGAACAAUUUGACAGGUGAAAUUCCACGAGAACUUGGAAAGCUCACUCUUUUACAAGAAAUUGAUAUAUCUGCAAACCAAAUGUACGGUGAAAUUCCUCAAGAAAUUGGCAAUCUGAAGAAAUUAACGGUGUUUCACUUAUUCAAGAACAAUUUCUCUGGAGAAAUCCCAUCAGCAUUUGGUGAUAUGCAGCAACUCAAUGCCUUUUCUAUAUACAUGAACAGUUUUUCUGGAGAACUGCCGCCCAAUCUUGGCCGCUUUUCCCCAUUAAACAGUGUUGACAUAUCUGAAAAUAAUUUUUCUGGUGGAUUCCCGAAAUAUUUGUGCCAGAACAAGAAUUUACAGAAAUUGCUCGCUUUGGAAAACAAGUUUUCCGGGAGCUUCCCAGAUACUUAUGCAGAAUGUUUUCCUUUGGAACGGUUGAGAAUCAGUCAGAACCAGCUGACUGGAAGUAUUCCUGAUGGCGUAUGGGAGCUUCCUAAUGUGAAUAUGAUGGAUUUCAGUCAUAAUGAUUUCACUGGCAGUGUAUCUCCGCGAAUUGGGGCUUCUCUGAAUUUGCAAGGGCUAGUGCUGUCAAACAAUAGAUUUUCAGGAGAUCUCCCAAAAGAACUUGGAAAACUCGUGCAAUUGGAACGGCUAUACUUGGAUAAUAACAACUUUUCUGGCAGAAUUCCGUUAGAGCUUGGUGCUCUAAAACAGAUAUCAUCUUUGCAUUUGGAAGGAAAUGCUCUAACUGGAUCGAUACCGGCCGAACUAGCAGAAUGUACUCGACUUGUGGAGUUAAAUCUCGCUUCAAAUUUUCUGACUGGUAGCAUUCCCAAUACUUUCUCAACAAUGGUCACUCUAAACUCUAUGAAUCUUUCAAGAAACAGACUCACAGGAUCAAUUCCAAAUAAAUUGGAUAAGUUGAAGCUGUCUUCAGUUGAUCUGUCAAAUAACCAGCUAUCGGGAAGUGUUCCUUCUGAUUUUCUGACAGUGGCAGGUGACAAGGCAUUUGUUGGAAACAAAGGACUUUGUGUCGAUGAAAGCAUCAAAAGAUCAAUGAACUCAGGGUUAGGUCUUUGCAAUGGAAAGAAAAGUCACAAAGACUUCGGCAAAAAAGAGCACCCGGAAGAAGAAAAGGGAAUACGUCCGAAAUGGAAGCUCAAGAGCUUCCACCACGUGGAAUUUGAUGUGAAUGAGAUAAGUGGUCUGGAUGAGGAUAAUUUGAUUGGCAGUGGAGGCACUGGAAAAGUUUAUCGCCUAGAUCUGAAGAAAGGUUGUGGUACAGUAGCUGUGAAGCAGCUAUGGAAGGGAAACAACGUGAAACUCUUCGCAGCUGAAAUGGAAAUUCUUGGAAAGAUUAGGCAUCGGAAUAUUUUAAAGCUAUAUGCUUGUCUAAUGAAAGGAGGUUCAAAUUUUUUGGUGUUCGAGUACAUGGAAAACGGAAACCUGUUUCAGGCCCUUCAUCGAGAAAUUAAGAUGGGAAGACCGGAACUUGACUGGUACCAGAGGUACAAAAUCGCAUUGGGUGCUGCUAAAGGAAUAGCCUACCUACACCAUGAUUGCUCCCCACCAAUUAUUCAUAGGGAUAUCAAAUCAACAAAUAUAUUACUAGGUGAGGAUUAUGAAGCCAAGAUUGCUGAUUUUGGUGUUGCAAAGAUUGCAGAAGUUUCUCCUAGAGCAUCUGAAUGCAGUUGUUUCGCAGGAACUCAUGGAUAUAUUGCUCCUGAGUUGGCAUAUUCCUUCAAGGUCACUGAAAAGAGUGACAUAUACAGUUUUGGAGUGGUUCUGUUGGAAUUAGUGACAGGUAGAAGGCCAAUCGAGGAGGUUUAUGGUGAAGGAAAGGAUAUCGUUUACUGGGUUUCGACUCAUUUAAAUGACCAAGACAACAUUGUUAAAGUUCUUGAUCCUAAGGUGGUUUCUGAUUUUGUCAAGGGAGAUAUGAUUAAGUUCUUGGAGAUUGCUGCACUAUGCACAACCAAACUUCCAAAUCUUCGACCGAAUAUGAAAGAAGUCGUCAAAAUGCUUAUUGAUGCAGAACCUCUCAUUAUAAGAUCUCCAAACGCCUGUUGA